Messenger RNA from Anas platyrhynchos (mallard), 8426 nucleotides. It is a transcript of the gene THSD4, whose product is annotated as thrombospondin type 1 domain containing 4. NCBI's taxonomy places the organism in Eukaryota, Metazoa, Chordata, Aves, Anseriformes, Anatidae. The record is from RefSeq and is a predicted model, not a curated record. Gene Ontology annotation, cellular component: extracellular matrix. Gene Ontology annotation, molecular function: metalloendopeptidase activity. Gene Ontology annotation, biological process: proteolysis; extracellular matrix organization.
CGCUCCGCACCGCGCCUCGGCUGGGCUGGGCUGGGCUCGGGGCGCGCCCCGCGGGCGGCUCAGCCGCCAGGUGGCGGCCGGGAGCGGGCGUUGGCGCCGCAGGCAGCCGGGAGCCAGGGCAGAGAGGCGCGGCGCGGCGGCCGGGGGCUGUCCCUCAGCCCCGGGAACGCCGGAGCGCGGCCGCGGGACCCGAGGCAGGUUCCCGGCGGAGCGGGCGCCGCUUCCCAUGCGCCGGAGGCCGCGGCGGUGCCAGCCUCCCGCAGCGCCCUGCGCCUCCUCCGCCCCGCGGCGGCACCACGGGACCUGCGCCGCCGGGGGACGCCGGAGCCCAGAGGGUCUGUUUGAUCUGCAUUGUGCUUUACUACAGUGAAGCGUAUUUUUCCCUGCAAGACACUUUGCAUUAAAGGAUCAUGGUAGACAGUUUAAUAGUUUCUUUGAGACUUCUCAGUUCACUAGCAGUGCUGGGAUUUCAGUUUGUCAUCCCACAGCCUUCAAUUGAACACAGAAAGGUUCCCCAGAGGAUAGAAGAGCAAAGCGAUGCCUCUGAAGAUAGCAGUGCAGGAAUCCCAGGCAUGUGGGGAAGUUGGGGCCCCUGGUCUGCCUGCUCUAGGAGCUGCAGUGGAGGUGUGAUGGAGCAAACACGGCCCUGCCUCCCAGCAUACUACCGCGAAAGGGGCUACCGACGGCCAGGGCGGCAGUACCCGGCCUCGGAGAGAACUCUUGCUCAUCAGAAUCCCCGCCACCGCGAGGACUCACUGAGUGCUUAUCCUGGCCACGUCAUUUCUGCCAUCCGUACGUCUGUGCCGCUUCACAGGAAUGAAGAGCAGCAGCUUUGGGCUGGCCUUCGGGCCUCUGUUUCUUCAGGAGGCCACAAUACCAGCCACCUGAGCAGGGCAGCUCUGCGAGGCAGCCGGCAUUCUCAGUCCCAGAGGCAUAACGCCAAGGCAGAAAAGAGAAGCAGAAACAGAAAUCCUAUUGGUCCAGGAAAGUAUGGAUAUGGAAAAGUGCCUUACAUUUUGCCUUUACAAACUGACACUGGUCAGCAGCCGCAGAAACUUCGGAGGCAGCGACAGUCAUCGAGGAACCACGCAUUUCAUCAGAGUCCAAGUCUCAUGAACUCUUACAGCCAGUCAGCUAGCCCUUCACUUCAACAUGGGAAUCUUUAUCAAGAAGAAGGGGGGCCUCAAGCUGGACACCAAGUCCUGGGACCCUCAGUUUAUCAGACAUCUUCAUUUCCAGUCUCUCAGAACUUGUUUCAUAGCAGUGACUCAAGCCAUCAUGGGUCUGCAUCCCAUCAGGCAGUCCAGGGUCAGCCCCAGCCUCAAAGGGCUGCAGCUAUUGUGUGCGUUGGCACCUACAAGCAAUAUAAACUCUGCAACACAAAUAUGUGUCCUGAAAGCAGCAGAAAUAUUAGAGAGGUGCAGUGUGCAUCAUACAACAACAAGCCAUUUAUGGGUCGAUUUUAUGAAUGGGAACCUUUUGCAGAAGUGAAGGGAAGUCAGAAGUGUGAGCUGAAUUGCCGUGCCAUAGGCUACCGAUUCUACGUGAGACAAGCUGAAAAAGUGAUAGAUGGGACACCCUGUGACCAAAACGGGACUUCAAUCUGUGUGGCAGGGCAGUGCAAGAGCAUUGGCUGUGAUGACUAUCUGGGUUCAGACAAGGUGAUUGACAAGUGUGGAAUAUGUGGAGGGGACAACACCGCUUGCAAGGUUGUGUCUGGAGUUUUCAAACACACGCUAACAAAUCUUGGCUAUCACAAGAUAGUGGAAAUUCCUGAAGGAGCUACUAAAAUCAACAUUACCGAGAUGUCAAAGAGCAACAACUAUUUGGCAUUGCGGAGUCGAUCAGGACGGUCCAUCAUCAAUGGAAACUGGGCGAUUGAUCGACCUGGAAGAUAUGAAGGUGGUGGAACAAUGUUCACUUAUAAACGCCCAAAUGAAAUCUCCAGUACUGCAGGGGAGUCAUUUUUAGCUGAUGGUCCAACAAAUGAAGUCCUUGAUGUCUAUAUGAUACAUCAGCAGCCUAACCCAGGUAUACAUUAUGAGUAUAUCAUUCCAGGAGACAAUGUCAUUAGUCCUCAGUUGCUUGCUCACAGGAGGCCAGGAGAGCCCUUGAAUGGUCAGUUAGAAAUGCCAGAAAGUACAAAUCAUGAUGAGGAGGAUUUGCAUAGGGAGAUGGACACUCUUACUGGACAGGCAGCUGGAACUUUUCCAGUUAUUCAGCCAGGAAGAUUUCCUUCUCAUCAGCCAGAAAACCAGGUGCCUGCUGUGCAGCCACCAAGACAAAACCGAGAGCACAACUGGAAACAGAUUGGAAAAACUGAGUGUACCACUACAUGUGGGAAAGGGUCCCAGUACCCAAUUUUCCACUGUGUAAACAGAAUCACUCAUGAGGAGGUUCCUGAGAGUUACUGUGACAGCAGCACCAAACCUAUUCCAGAAGAGGAGGCCUGCAACCUCUUCCCAUGUCCAGCUUUCUGGGAUAUAGGGGAGUGGUCUGAGUGCAGCAAAACAUGUGGCCUUGGUAUGCAGCAUCGACAGAUAUUAUGCAGACAAAUAUAUGCCAAUCGCACCUUGACAGUUCAGCAAUACCGCUGUCAUCACCUGGAGAAACCAGAGACAACCAGCACUUGCCAGCUGAAGAUCUGCAGUGAAUGGCAGAUUAGGACAGAAUGGACUUCAUGUUCAGUACCUUGUGGAGUGGGGCAGAGGACCCGAGAUGUGAAAUGUGUCAGCAACCUUGGAGACAUUGUUGAUGAUGAGGAAUGUAACAUGAAGCUGCGGCCGAAUGAUAUCGAGAACUGUGACAUGGGACCCUGUGCUAAGAGCUGGUUCCUUACAGAAUGGAGUGACAGGUGUUCUGCAGAAUGUGGUGAUGGGGUCCGUACACGUUCAGUGGUUUGCAUGACCAACCAUGUCAGCAGUUUGCCUCUGGAAGGCUGCGGCAAUAACAGACCCUCUGAAACAACUCCUUGUAACAAUGGACCCUGCGCUGGUAAAGUGGAGUGGUUUGCUGGGAGCUGGACACAGUGCUCUACUGAAUGUGGCAGUGGAACUCAACAGAGGGAAGUAAUUUGUGUUAGGAAAACUGAAGGCCAUUUCGAUGUUUUGAACCCCUAUGAAUGUUCAUAUUUGGAAAGACCUCCCAGCCAGCAAUCCUGCUACCUCAAGCCGUGUGGAUCUAAGUGGUUUCAUACAGAAUGGAGCACAUGUUCCAAAUCCUGUGAAGGAGGAUUUAGAGUUCGAGAGGUACGAUGUCUGUCAGAUGACAUGACAACCAGUACUCAGUGUGAUCCACAGCUUAAACCUGAAGAAAAAGAACCAUGUAACACACAAGACUGUAUCCCUGAAAUAGAUGAGAACUGCAAAGAUAAAUACUACAAUUGCAAUGUGGUGGUUCAGGCCCGGCUUUGUGUCUACACCUAUUACAAAACAGCCUGUUGUGCAUCCUGUACGCGUGUGGCAAACAGACAAUCAGGGUUUCUGGGACGCAGAUAACAAAUACUCUUCUCAAGGCAGCAAUGUCAAUCUUCAGAUGGAGCUUGAACAGUGUUACUGUUUUGCCUACAGCAGGUUUUAGCUUCUUAAAGAGAUGGUUUUUAUAUUGCUGUGUACAUCAAGGCACCAGACCAUUUCAGUUACAAUUACUGUGCAGUUAUGUCUUUUUAAAAAAUGUUUGUUGUAAAACCAUGAUCUUUUUAAAGCAUUAAUUUUUAAUGAUAACAUUCUUUGCACCUGCUCAUCGGAUAAUUAUUUAAAAAAUAUACCAGCCUUACUGUUGUGAAAUUAUUGUUAAAAAAAAAAAAAAAUCAGUCAUAGGCAAUUACUGGAGAUAUUUUACCAAUGUGGAUGCAACUGCUGCGUUAUUUUCUGAGUUCUUAACUCUUACAUGAUAUUUUGGACUGCCUUAAAGUAAUAGACCAAAUCAAUGAAACAUGCACGUGACAAGAACUAUUUUACAGAGAAACUAGGCCCUUGAAGACUCAUUCAUGUUCAGUUUCUUAGCACUCUAAUGUAUAUUUUUAAUUACUUCAAUCCAUUCAUAAUAAAUUAUAGUAAUGGUUAAACUUUUUCAAUUAUACUUUUAGCUAACUUCCCGUCCUCAGAUGGCAAAUAUAUGCACACUUGACUGCCAAAAUGUGCCUUCAUAUUUAAUUCAUAAACUCUUGAAAUUAUACUAUUCUACUGUAUGUUUUUUAAAAUACAUUACCUACCAGAGUGCCACUAGUGCCUAACCAAUUAAGCCUUUAAUAACUGCAGCUGUCAGUGAGAUUUACCAGGAAGUUGAGGAGACUUUGCUCAUACUUAAAAAGAAAUACACAGAGUGAUUGUUUCCACUGGCAAGGUCUCUUUCCUGUAGGGCAGUUUUUCAGUGAAUUGAUAUCUUGCCUGAUGUCUUGUCUCUGCCCUAUUUUUUAACAGCUACCAUACAAAAGUAUUGUGUCCAGACCUUGUCUGGAGACAUCACUAGUUUCUGAAGCAACCACCAACAGAUGUAGGCUUCUCUGCUUUAUAGUAGUCUGUUAUUCCUGGUGUAAGUAGUCUUUGUGAGUGGAGUAGCCAAGUAUUUAUAAGGAGAUCUUACCAGUUGAUGUUCUUCAGGUUUUGAUCACUUACUACAACAUACUUGUCAUUUUUGCUUCAUUCCAUGUUUCAUCCAUCAGAUCUUUUAAUACCACUCCCUUUAUGCUACUCAAGAAUAGCUUUUCUUAGACCUAAAGUUAGGUGGUGAUUUUUCAUUUCUGCAAUUACUAGACUCAGCCUUAGGAUGUGCUGAAGGUAAAUAGAUCACGUUGUACAAGGCAAAAGAAAGCUUUUGCAUUAUCUGCACAUUCUCUAGCUUUUACCUGUGAGGUCUUUCAAAUGUGUAAAUAAGGCUGAGGGAAGAAAGCAACACCUCUGCUCAUUCAACUGUUUAUUACAGCAUAUUGCUUUUAAAUUCAUGAUAUCCAACUGUGCAUCUAUUUCUAAGGUGCCUGCUGCCUGAAUUGAAAAACAGCUUUAAUAAUGUAUGUUAAGCCACUCCCAGUGAUGCAGUAGUAGAGUGAUUAAUGUGUCCUGCUAAUGAUUAGAGGCAUGUUUGAACCUCAUUCUGGAUUUGUACUAGAGCUCAUCCCAGAUGAUCCAUCUGUAAAUGUUCAUCUGUUUUUAUUUUGUUCUUACUGCUUGGGUGGAGACAACAUGGAAGAGAGACUGGGCCACUGGGAGGCAAAGGUUUCUGGGCAUGCUACUUAGUAGUCACACCAGUUCAUGUACUGGAAGCUACAGGCACAGAAAGGUAGAACACCUCCAGUCUAAAAGCUGCCUUGGACUGAGACAAACCUUAGAUUUUUUGAUUCAGUCACUUACGAAGAAUGUAUUUCAGCCACAAUGAACUGUAAUGUUUGGCUAAAUGAAAUUAACAAGUGUUUCCCCUAAACUUCGAAGUAUUUGUGAUUUUAAACCAUUAAUGUUAUUGGCUGUUUCUGUAUACUGUUUUUUUGGGCUUUUUCACUGUAAUUAAUUGAUGUAAGUCCUUUAGAAACAGACAUGCUAAUUAGAAAACCUUCGAUUUAAGUUCACAAAGCUUUUGCAGUCCUAUUUCCUUGGAUUAUGAAAAUUUAUUCAUGAAGGUAAUUUAAAAAUUUGUGGUCAUAUUUUAUAUUCAUUAAGAUUCUUGACCAAAGACUGAUACAGAGAAAGUACAGCAUAAACAACUCUGGAAUCCGGUAUUUGUAAAUACUGAUUUUCAUCUCAAAGUCUCAUUGCAGCAAAUCUUCACAUAGAGUGCAUAAUUUUUGCUGUUAUCUCUUUUGUGCCAAGGAAGUGUGUCCUGUGAGCUACAGUGAAAUACUUGUACUGAAAACCACGAGGAGAAUGAAAUACAGAGAAGUAAUCAGGUUUGCAAACAAUUCAUAGACAAUCUGCUUGCACACACUCUUGGCUGUGAGACAGCAAGUUAGCAAGGAGACAGGUGAUCCUGGUCUUCCAUAAAAUCUGUUGUUAUGCUCUGGAAUAUAUGGCGAUUGGGUUAUUUUACAAGGAUUAUCAUCAUGUAGGCUCCAUUAAGCUGCCACUUAAGUAAGCAAUUCAUGGGAGCUAAAUAAGAAAGAAUCUAUGCAUACAUGUAGUGCUAUAACCCUGUAUUACUCCUAAGCUGUACAGCCUUGUGAAUUUAAUGCAGUGAAUUAUGUUUAUAGAAACUAUAUAUUUCUUUUUAGUAAAAAGACAGGUUUUAGAUGUAUCAGUUAGAAAAAGAUUGCAUCACCUAACUGAACAUCUGGUGAUAUGGAAACUACUAAAGUCUUGCUGAACUUAAUCAUUUAUCAUCUUUUCUCAUGUUUCAGCAUAAUCAAAAUACUUGUUCCUGAAAUAUGAACUAAUGAACCCUUCUUUCAGCACUUUGAUGUAGAAGAACUAAUAUUACCUACACAAAGUAAGUGCUAUGCUAGUAUUUCACUGUCACACAAAGUGCACUUUUGAAAUUGUGACUAUAGCAUUUGUUUUAAUAGAGCAAUAUACCAAUUUAGGAUGAUGUCUACAGAGGCCCUGAUUUUAAUUUCAUGAUUUUACUGUAAAUCAGAGGUGGCAUUUGCCUAUGUCUCAGUCCUAGAACAUGCCAGUGGUCACCACUGAGGGAGGAAGGUGAAAGCAGCUAAUGGCCAGUAGAACCUCCGUAUGUAAAUUGAGAGUAAAAUGUGCUCUCGGUGGCUUUUCUUUCCAGUUCAUCUCCAUCCUGCAGUCACUCUCUUACGCUGACAAAGUGUUCUUCUCCUCCUAUCUCACCUCCAUCCCUUUGUGCUUUGGAUGCCAAUUUUAAAUUUUGCCUGCAUUACUGAAAAUCCUCAGUGGUUUGGUUAAGAAUCUGUUAGAAAUAAGCCCAGCUAUGAAGGGAGCUAUAUUCCUGCCAGUUCAGUGAUUUUUGUGUGUUCUUCUUGGCUAAUUUUAAAUGCAUGAUAUUAAAAUAACUACUGAAAGAGUUCCUGUUCAAUGAACCUAUGAUUACACAACUAUUGAAGUAUGUAUUGGCCCUUUAGUCUCAAAUCUCACAUAUAUUUAAAAACAAAACAAACAAAGCAAAAAACUUUACACUCAAAAAGUAAAAAUUUGUCUACCUGGUUUUCUUGAGAUCUACACUUAGUGUCUGACUAAUCUCUUUCUUAGAGCCAUUUGGUGUAUUAGGCAGAUUAUUUAUGUGCAUGUCUGUAUUUGGAACACAAAACAUGAGAUUUUGAACACUGAAAGUAAACUUCCUUUGUUCUUAGCAUCAGUUACAGAAUAUGUUUGUGGGAGCUAUAUUAGCUAUUGUUUAGAAAUUGUAUUAAAAUUGUACCUCCUAAUAUCUCAAAGGAAAAAUCAUCCAGUAAUUGUUUUUAGUAUAAUUUAAAGGAAACCUCUCAGCAUUAUAAAAUCUUAAUAGGGUGGGUAAAAUUCAGACCUAGUGAAGGAAGAAAAUUUCAUUUAAGAGAACUCACACCAGACCUGAACUUGGCUCUUUACUUAUCAGCUUUUAGCAACAAAAAGUUACAAAUGCAAGUUCCUAAGCUUCUUUAAUGCCAUUUACUUUAAUGGAUUACAAAACAAACUACCACUAUAUUUGGAGAGGAGGGGAGCUUAAUUUUGAGAAAUCAGUGACCUCACAGUGACAGUCCGUCAUUGCUGCUUGCCCGGAACUAUUUCGCCUAUGUUGUGUUUGGGUCUCUGAGACCUAGUCUUGCAAUGGCCUUGGCAGGGUGGGUGCAUACAAGCUUGUGAACCCCACAUUGAAGUUGCUUGGGCUCCACUUGGAGGAUCAGGAGGGACUGGAGCCUUAACUCUAAGGAUAUUUAAACCUGACAAAAAGUGACAGAAAAAAAAAAGAAAAAAAAAAACUUUUAUAUAUAAAAAAAUGUCUACAUGACCCUAAUAAUUGAUUUUGGCAGAAGGAUAUACUUUAUUAUAACUUAUUUUGUUGUUAUUUGUAAAUACAAGAUGUUUAUGGGAAAUAUGUAUUCUGAGCUGUGUGUAUGGAACAAGCCACUGCACCAAAAUAAUUCAAAUAUUUAGAAUAGGCAGAUUUUUAUUAAAAGGGACCUAAUAUGUAUUUAUUUACAUAUACCAUUCACAUUUUGUCCAGCUCUUUCAUUAUACUAACCCAGCUUUUAUGGAAUUUUAUAGCACAAGUAUUACAUAUAUAUUUUUGUAUAUAUGUCAUACUGUAAAUCCGUAAUAUAAUUUUCUAAACUUUCUGAUUAGCCAGUUCCUUGAGUGAAUUAAAGGAGGAGUAGAAGCAAAUUGCUUUCUGACUCGUUCAGGAAUAUGUAUCCAUAGCAAUGCACCUGAACCAGAACUGUACAGCAUCCUUUUCAUAUUGUAUGCAUUUUCUCUUUGAUGAAAAAAUGUUAACUAUUUUUGUUUAUGACUAAUUUAUUUUUUAUUAUUUGGAAAAAUAAAGUAAUUCAAGAUGAA